AUGCCUAAUGGCUCUCUAAAUUCCUGCCUUUUCUAUGAAGAGGAAGGUGUAGAGAGGGUGUUGGAUUGGAAGACCCUGUUUCAGAUCGCACUGGGCACUGCACGAGGACUAGUUUAUCUCCAUGAGGAAUGCAGGGAUCAGAUCAUUCACUACGAUAUUAAGCCUCGAAAUAUUCUUCUAGAUGGUGACUUCAACCCCAGGAUAGCUGAUUUUGGGUUGGCAAAGAUGGUGGGCAGAGAUUUCAGCCAUUUAUUGACGACCACAAGAGGAACUCCAGGAUACUUGGCUCCCGAGUGGAUCUUCGGCCUUCCUAUCACUCCCAAGGUGGACAUAUACAGUUUUGGCAUGACGUUGUUGGAAAUUAUCUCGGGUCGUAGAAAUCUGGAUUUAAGGGUGGAGGAGAGGAGGUGGUACUUUCCCACCUGGGCUUCAUCUCAAAUUCAGAAGGGAAACAUAAUAGACAUUGGGCUUCAUCUCAAAUUCAGAAGGGAAACAUAA
This is a messenger RNA of Cryptomeria japonica (Japanese cedar), 498 nucleotides long. Its product is annotated as G-type lectin S-receptor-like serine/threonine-protein kinase At2g19130. The record is from RefSeq and is a predicted model, not a curated record. Lineage: Eukaryota; Viridiplantae; Streptophyta; Pinopsida; Cupressales; Cupressaceae. The transcript has a single exon. Bases 1 to 498 code for a protein of 165 amino acids. Gene Ontology annotation, biological process: protein phosphorylation. Gene Ontology annotation, molecular function: protein kinase activity; ATP binding.